CGCCUGUGGGUGACGCUUUAGAGCCCGGAGUCUGCCUAAUAAGACCGUUCUAGGUAAGUGAUGGCCUAAAGUAGCGAGCCUGGAGAGCUUUAUUGCUGCCUGGAGAGCCCUAAGCCACAUCAACACUGUGAAGCCUGAGAGUGGUGAGCCUGACCGCAUGCGGCAGACUGUCUCGCAUUGGCCUUUAUUGCAACAACGUCAACAACAGACAUUUGCUAUGUGAAAGACGACGGCUGUUCGCAUCACUAAUUUUCCCCAUCACUUACCGUUUGACUGUGAUGUCCGUUGAAGCAAUGUGAGUACUCGUCCUUACCGUGUCACGGUAAGGUAUUUACCUGGUGAGGCUUGUCCCGGUUGGAGCGACUCGACCCAAGCAUGACACAAUCGUUACACCCGCCUCUGUUGGUCUUUUCCAUUUUUUUGUCCCACCCGACUCCGCCCAUUGGAUCGUCUUGGACGUUCCUAUCCGUCCGAGUACGAGUACGGAAUAUCGAACGAGAAACCCUCCUGCUUGGUGACCCAGAACACUGAUACGAGAAGUCGAUGAGAUUGACUUGCACGCCGGACCUCGAGUAAGAAUGACUCCAUGACAAGUUGACUACAGAAAUCACAUUUCCUCAUCAACACAUGCGCACGGCUGCUGUUACUGCUGCUACUGUAAACAAUGGCGGCACCAAAACAGUCCCGUAUAGACUUGUCUCUCUAUCUGGUCACAGAUUCUACUCCUGCCAUUCUCGGUGACAAGGACAUUGUUCACGUAGUUGAACAGGCUCUUCAAGGCGGAACUACACUGGUCCAAUAUCGAGACAAACAUGCAGACACCGGGGUGAUGAUCGAAACCGCCAACAGACUCCAUGCAGUUACCCGACAAUACGGUGUUCCUUUACUUAUUAACGACCGACUCGACGUCUGUCAAGCCGUGGGAGCCGAAGGCGUCCACAUCGGGCAGGAUGACAUGAGUUGCACCUCUGCCAGAGCCAUCCUCGGACCGUCCGCCAUCAUAGGAGUUACGGCAUCUUCGAUACAAGAGGCCCAGAAAGCCAUCGCAGACGGAGCUGACUACCUUGGUAUUGGAACGACGUUUGCCACCCCGACCAAAACAGACACGAAAUCCAUCAUCGGCACCCGCGGUCUCCAGGAGAUCCUAGCAGCCUGCGACACAGGUACAGAAAAGUCCAUACCGUGCGUGGCCAUCGGCAGCAUCAAUGCAAGUAACGUCCAAAGAGUCCUCCACCAAUCUGCAGACGGCUCGAACCGUCUCAACGGCGUCGCGGUGGUCAGCGCCAUUGUCGCCGCUCCAAACCCAAAAGCUUCUUCCCAACAGCUCUCCGACCUCAUAAGGACAACCCCCGAGACAUACUACGCCGCCGUCCCACCGAGCAAACUUUCAUCACGGACCACAAACGUCCCAGGCUUGCUCUCGCAAGUCCCCUCGAUCAUCAAGACGCACUUCACGUCCUCGGUGCUAUGCCACAACAUGACCAACACGGUCGUUCAGAACUUUGUGGCCAACGUGUGUCUCGCGACCGGCGCGUCGCCCAUCAUGUCCGAGAUAGCCGUCGAAGCCCCCGACCUCGCGAAACUAGGCGGCUCGCUCAUCGUCAACAUGGGCACAGCGACUCCCGAAAAGGUCAACAGCUUCAUCGCGGGGAUGAGGGCCUACAACGCAGUCGGCGGCCCCGUCCUCUUGGAUCCCGUAGGAGGCGGCGCAACCUCCCACAGACGCGAGACCGUCAAGAAACUCCUGACGGCCGGCUUCUUCAGCGUCAUCAAGGGCAACGAAGGCGAAAUCGGGGCCGUGGCGGGUACGUCUGACGUCCAGCAGCGCGGCGUGGAUUCCGGCCCGUCCACCGCCACGGCCUCCGACAAGGGGAAGUUGGUUCAACGCCUGGCCCGGCGCGAGCACUGCGUCGUCCUCAUGACGGGAAAGACGGACUACCUGUCCGACGGCUCGCGGACGGUCGCCAUAUCGAACGGCUCGCAUUACCUGGGCAGCAUCACGGGCUCCGGGUGUGCCUUGGGCGCCAUCGUGGCAGGUUACCUCGCCGUGUACCGCGGGGACAAAUUCCUGGCUGCCCUGGCGGGGAUCCUACACUACGAGAUUGCCGCAGAAAUGGCAGAGGCGAGGGGCGACUGUAAAGGCCCAGGAAGUUUCAUUCCUGCUUUUCUAGACGAGUUGCAUCGCCUCGGUCGGUCCGUCUCCGAGGGCGACAGCAGUGUCAGUGUCGAGUCGUUGGCAAGAGUAAAAUUGCUAUCCGUACAAGCCGAUUGACAUUCGUCAGACAAGACCAAUGCAUAUCAAGAGAAGACAUUAAGAUGUUUUUUGAGCGAUAUAUAUAUACAGAUAUUUGACAACUACACAACUUCCGAAAAGAAGAUAUCUAAUCAUUGUUUGUCCACUGUUGG
Molecule: messenger RNA, 2406 nt
Organism: Exophiala oligosperma
Lineage: Eukaryota; Fungi; Ascomycota; Eurotiomycetes; Chaetothyriales; Herpotrichiellaceae
Product: hydroxyethylthiazole kinase
Exons: 1
Coding region: 665-2272 (535 amino acids)
Biological process (GO): thiamine biosynthetic process
Cellular component (GO): cytoplasm
Molecular function (GO): magnesium ion binding; ATP binding; thiamine-phosphate diphosphorylase activity
Source: RefSeq, a predicted model, not a curated record